Messenger RNA from Lampris incognitus (smalleye Pacific opah), 2686 nucleotides. It is a transcript of the gene bcl11ba, whose product is annotated as BCL11 transcription factor B a. Gene Ontology annotation, biological process: positive regulation of transcription by RNA polymerase II. The transcript is spliced from 3 exons. Gene Ontology annotation, molecular function: RNA polymerase II cis-regulatory region sequence-specific DNA binding; DNA-binding transcription factor activity. Gene Ontology annotation, cellular component: nucleus. Bases 71 to 2686 code for a protein of 871 amino acids. The record is from RefSeq and is a predicted model, not a curated record. Lineage: Eukaryota; Metazoa; Chordata; Actinopteri; Lampriformes; Lampridae.
GAUAGGAGGCAAGAGAGCCGACCCCUUCCAGUGCCGCUCUCCGGGCAAUGCCACUGUAAAUGCCAGGGCAAUGUCCCGUCGCAAGCAGGGGAACCCGCAGCACGUGUCACAGAGAGAAAUAAUAGCACCAGAGAGCGAGCAUGCAGAUGGCGGCAGCGUGCUCUCUGACUCGCUCGCCAUCCCCCACCCGCUCUCCCUCCCGCUCCCUAACUCCCUCGCUAACCACCACCACCACCCGCUCAACCUUCCCCACCCGCUGGACCCCGGCCUGGCUGACGGCGGCUUGCCAGUGGGCAUCCAGGGCGACCACGACCUGCUGACCUGUGGCCAGUGCCAGACCACCUUCCCCUUGGGGGACAUCCUCCUCUUCAUCGAGCACAAGAAGAAGCAAUGCCAGUCGCCCGUGCUCACCAACGGCUGCUACGACAAGAUGGCCGACCGGGGAGGAGGUGGAGGAGGUGGGGGAGGUGGAGGAGGAGGAGGAGGAGGGAGUCCCACACUGCAGAGCCUUCAUCACCAUCACGCUAACCACGCCCCCAGGGGAGAGUUGAAGAAAGUGGUCGAGCCGGUGGAGAUCGGCAUCCAGGUGACUCCUGAGGAAGACGAGGAGGCGGGCGGAGGAGGAGGCGAGAGGGCUGAGAGGACACCCACCAAAGGAAUUUGCCCCAAGCAGGAGAAUGCACCAGCAGGUGGCAGGGACGAGCCUUCCAGCUACAUCUGCACUACCUGCAAGCAGCCCUUCCCCAGCGCCUGGUUCCUCCUGCAGCAUGCACAGAACACCCACGGCAUCCGCAUCUACCUGGAGUCCAAUCCCUCCAGCACCGCCCUCACGCCGCGCAUUACCAUCCCUCCGCCCAUGGGCAGUGAGCCCAUCCCCCAGUCCCCACUCACCAACUUCCUUGGGGAGAACAACCCCUUCCAUCUCCUUCGGAUGACCGGGCCCCUACUGCGAGAGCCCCCGCCGGGCUUCGUGGAGAACCGCCUUCCCAACACCCCGCCCUUUGUCAGCCCGCCGCCCCGCCACCACUUGGACCCGCACCGGCUGGAACGCCUUAGCGCCGAGGAAAUGGGUCUCAUCUCCCAGCACCCUAGUGCCUUUGAGCGGGUGAUGCGCCUGACGCCCAUGGCGAUGGAGUCCCAGUCCAUGGACUUCUCCAGGCGGCUACGUGAGCUGGCGGGGAACAACAAUGCCACCCCGCCUCUCUCUCCCAGCAGGGCCAACCCUAUGCACCGACUGCUCAAUCCCAACCCCUUUCAGCCCGGGCCCAAGUCGCCCUUUCUGAGCACCCCUCCACUACCGCCGAUGCCCCCCAACAGCACCACACCGCCCCAGACGCAGAACAAGAUCAAGUCCUGCGAGUUCUGUGGCAAGACCUUCAAGUUUCAGAGCAACCUAGUGGUACACCGGCGCAGCCAUACUGGUGAAAAACCCUACAAGUGCCAGCUUUGUGAUCAUGCCUGCUCUCAGGCCAGCAAGCUGAAACGCCACAUGAAGACCCACAUGCACAAGGCCGGGUCUCUGACGGGGCGCUCUGAUGAUGGGCUGUCUGCCACCAGCUCACCAGAGCCAGGCACUAGCGACGUGACGGGCGAGGGCAUGAAGAAUCGGGAUGGGGACUUCCAAGGCGAGGGAAAUGAGGAGGAAGAGGAGGAGGAAGAGGAAGAGGAACUGGAGAACGAGAGCCGGCCAGAGUCCAACUUCAGCAUGGAGUCCGAGUUCUACCGCAACCGGGAGAACGGCUCUAAGCCACCCUCCGAUGAGAAGUCCUCGCUCGCCCUUGGCAAGAUGGUGGAGGGAGUAGCGCUUAACUCUUUACAGCAGUUCAAUAACUUGAUUGUUGACAAUCGUAAACGGAUGCCCUUCUCUAAGAGGGGCUCAGAUGGCCAGCGAGACACAGGGGAUGAGGACUCAGUGGCAGGGGAGAUGGACCAUCGGCAGGGAGAGAGGACAACUAUUAAUGGCCGGAACUGUGGCUCCGGCGACUCUUUCUCAGGCCUUUUCCUCCGCAAGCCCACCCCCAUCACCAGCCCCAGCCUGUCCAACUCCUCAAACAAGAGGAUCAAGAUUGAAAAGGACCUGGACAUCCCCCCAGCGCCCCUCAUCCCUUCCGAGAACGUCUACUCACAGUGGCUGGUGGGCUACGCCGCCUCGCGGCACUUCAUCAAAGACCCUUUCCUGGGGUUCACUGAUUCCAGACAAUCGCCUUUCGCCACCUCCUCUGAGCACUCCUCCGAGAACGGCAGCCUGCGCUUCUCAACACCGCCGGGGGACCUGUUGGACGGGGGGCUGUCGGGCCGCAGCGGGACAGCCAGCGGGGGCAGCACCCCUCACCUGGGCGGUGGCCCCGGGCCGGGCCGGCCUAGCUCUAAGGAGAGCCGGAGGAGUGACACGUGCGAGUUCUGCGGGAAGGUGUUUAAGAACUGCAGCAACCUGACGGUGCACCGGCGCAGCCACACCGGCGAGCGGCCCUACAAGUGUGAGCUGUGCAACUAUGCCUGCGCCCAGAGCUCCAAGCUAACACGUCACAUGAAGACGCACGGCCAGCUCGGUAAGGAGGUCUACCGCUGUGACAUUUGCCAAAUGCCCUUCAGUGUGUACAGCACUCUGGAGAAACAUAUGAAAAAGUGGCACGGGGAACAUUUGAUGACCAACGAGGUCAAAAUCGAACAAGCAGAGAGAAGCUAA